Molecule: messenger RNA, 1574 nt
Organism: Nanorana parkeri
Lineage: Eukaryota; Metazoa; Chordata; Amphibia; Anura; Dicroglossidae
Gene: NUFIP1
Product: NUFIP1, FMR1 interacting protein 1
Exons: 10
Coding region: 53-1552 (499 amino acids)
Biological process (GO): box C/D snoRNP assembly
Cellular component (GO): nucleus
Molecular function (GO): RNA binding
Source: RefSeq, a predicted model, not a curated record
GUUAUGGACACCCGGAAGUGAAGCGCACGUUGUCAUUCUGCAUGCUUCAAGCAUGGAGCACAGUGCUCCCUAUCCCGCUCCUGUUCUUCGUCCUCCGAUGUUCACAGCUCCCCCAGACUCCGGGCAACAUGUAUCGUGGCCCCCAACACCGCCGCCCGUCCAGGCCUAUGGACACUGGCCGCCUGCUUGUCCCCAGAGCCCCUGGCAUGGAGGAUGGAAUCUGUGGGGUCCCCAGCCGGGUUAUACCCCCAAUGUGUCUCAAGGUGGGUCUAAGCAGUAUGGUCAUGGAAACCACAUGCAAUUAGGAAAUGGUUGUUAUGGAAACAAAGGACAUAAGAGAAAACAGAAAAAAGAACCAGUUUACACACAUUUCUGUGAUACAUGUGACCGGGGCUUUCAUAACCAGGAAAAGUAUGAUGAGCAUAUCUUGCAGCAUGUGAAGUGUCGGGAAGCAGGCUGCAGUUUCAGUGCACAUGAGAAGCUAGUACAAUUACACUGGAAAAAUAUGCAUGGACCUGGAGCCAAGCGAAUUAAGCUGGACACACCAGAUGAGAUUGCCAAGUGGAGGGAAGAGAGAAGAAAAAACUUCCCAACAUUACAGAACAUUGCACGGAAACAUCAGCUCCAGAAGGAAAAAGAAGAGCGAGGAGAUGUGCUGACGACAACUCAGUUUGGGAAAAUGAAGGGGAUGAGGACUGAACAAGCAGGCAGUGCUAAAAAUAAGCGAUUUUGGAAACACAAAAAGCAAAAAAACUUUCAAAACAUGUGUAGAGGCAAUGAGAAACCAAAGGAAGAGUUGAUGGAGCCUAAAAAUGAAGAUGCCCCUGAGAAGAAAGUUACCAGUCAUAGUAGUGAGAACACUGUGAACCCUUUGGAUAUCCUGGUAGGCAGUGGCCCAGAAUCUGACAGCGGUGAAGAACAGAGCAAUAAUGGUUUAACUGUCAUUCCUAGGCAGGUGACAUCCGGUCUGAGUAAUCUGAUGUCUAGUUAUGGGAGUGCAUCAGACAGUGAGCCUGAUGAACUUCCUCUUAAGACGGUGGCUAAAGCUUUAGAAGACAACAAGAAAAUCCUUGCAAAAGUCACCCAAAAUGUGUAUUCUAAAGCGGCAAGCACGAAGCCUGAACAGACCCUAAAGACAUCAAACAUGGGCUCCCAAAGCAGGCCACCACAUAAUAAAGUUCAGACUAAUUAUAGGCAAAACCUAGCAGAGAAAUCAUCCAGACCCAGAAAACGACCUACUCUUCUAGAAAUGCUGCUGGCACGGGACAUACGCCAUGAGAGGAAUGUGGUUUUACAAUGUGUGAGGCACAUCUGCCAAAACAACUUUUUUGACCAAUCGCUGGCUGGCACUAAACAUGUGAUAAAUGACCAUUCUCCAAACACAGAGGAUUUGGGAAUUACAGAGACUAAAGAUGAUGACCUGAGAAAUGGGCGAGGUGAACAUACGGCUAAGGGGAAGCCGAGCCCAGGCCCAUUCAUGAGGCAAUUACAACCUUUGGAUGAUGAAAUCUGGGAGACAAAUGUUAGCUGUAUCGAGACAUUUGCUGUUUAAUUUAUAGGAUGCAACUUUUUUU